Protopterus annectens (West African lungfish) is the source of this 2043-nucleotide messenger RNA. RefSeq names its product alpha-tectorin-like. NCBI's taxonomy places the organism in Eukaryota, Metazoa, Chordata, Ceratodontiformes, Protopteridae. The record is from RefSeq and is a predicted model, not a curated record. The transcript is spliced from 11 exons. Bases 1 to 2043 code for a protein of 680 amino acids.
AUGAGAGAAGAGAUUCAGAUACAAACAGAAAAGAAGUACAGUCAGCAAGUGAAGAAGAGGAAGAUGGUGACUCAGAAACAGAGGAAGAACAGGAACAAAAAUAAGUUAAAUUUAUUGGAAGAUGUCAUUGAUAUUUGGGGGAACAUUUCCAGAUUUGCUAAAUGCCAGAUGUUAGUGAAAAAGGUUGGAGAUGUAUUCUGGACUGAUGGAUGUACUCAGAGGUGUUCCUGCUUAUCAGAAAAUAAUCUUAGAUGUUCACCUUCAAGCUGUAAUGAAGACCAGAUUUGCACUAUACGGCAUGGAAAGCUGGGCUGUCAGAGCACCCUUACUACAUGUACUGUUGCUGGAGACCCACAUUACUACACCUUUGAUGGAGCAGUUGCUCAUUUUCAAGGGAGCUGCACUUAUGAUAUUGUCAAAAUCUGUAACUCCUCAUUAGACUCAGCCUUCACAUUUAGCAUCCGUGCUGAAAACCGUAAAAGAGGAAAUCCCUAUGUAUCUUUUGUUUCACGGGUGGAAAUCAUACUGCAAGAUAGCUCAUUUCAAACAGGCAUUAUCAUUGGAGCAAGUAGAAUUGUACAGGUGAAUGGAGCUACUGUUACUCUACCAGUAAAUGUUGGAUCAUUGGCAUCCAUUUCUCAGCUCAAUGACAUGGUUGUUCUCAAGGCAGAUGGAGUUGAAAUAAGUUAUGAUGGCUUUAGCACCUUAAUUGUUAGAGUGGGACAACACUACAAGAACUCUUUAUGUGGAAUGUGUGGAAAUUUUAAUGAUGAUCCCAAUGAUGAUAAGAGCUUGAUAGAUGGGAUGGCAGCAAUGAAUGACCAACAGUUUGGUAAUGGAUGGAAAUCAGCCACCAGCCUUACAGGGUGUGAAGAUGACAGUGAUAAUGGAUUUGUAUGUGACAACUUACCAAGGAAUGAGAUCCUCUGUGAAAUCAUAACUGACAGAACGGGGCCAUUUGCUGACUGUCACUGGCAUGUCGAUCCUGAGCCUUACUAUUCUUCUUGUGUAUACGAUCUUUGUCUUUAUGGAAUAGCCAAUGGGAUGUUGUGCACAGCGGUCAGUUCAUACCAGCAAGUCUGUGAAGCACAUGGCAUCCAGAUCCCAAUAUGGCAAACCAUGAUAAACUGUCCCUUGAGGAAUCCAUGUGAAACACAAGUGUGUACAGACAAGGAAUGGUGUGGUGAAUAUUAUGGCCAAUAUGGGUGCUACUGUUCUGAAACAUUUGACAAUCAGACAAGAAGCAGCUAUGACUACAGCAUUUCCUGUUCUGGCAACACCAGUUUUGUUUCUCUGUCUCGCUGCCUGGUAUUUACAGAUGGCUUUCCACUGAGUGCUUUACACCUAAAUGAUCCUAUCUGUACUGGGAUUUUACAAGAUGGAAGGUUAAUAUUCCCAUUCGACAGCAGCAAGAGAACAUGUGGCACAAAGUUGCAAGUAAAUGAAACUCACUUCAUCUAUUCAAAUGCCAUCCAAGGAACAACAAGAAAUACAAAUAAUAGUGUGAUGAUCCGAGAAAGGAAAAUAAACAUUGCAUUCAGAUGUGAAUAUCCUCUCAGUGUAAACCUAUCAUCAACGCUAUCUGUUAAGCCAGUUGAGAGUGUUAUUAAUGCAAGUCUGUCUUCUGGCCAAGGGAUAUUCCAGACAAAGAUGAUUUUGUUCCGGGAUUCUGCAUACAGUCAGCCUUUUACAGUUACCCCAGUGACUCUUGCUGUAAAUAUUAGGCUUUAUAUUGGAAUCAUCCUUACAGGAAUAGAUCCAGACCAAUUUGUGAUAACAUUAGUUUCAUGCUGGAGCACUCGAACCAGUGACCCCACAUCAAGCCCUAAAUGGGAUCUCAUUAUUAACCGCUGUCCAAAUCCCAGUGAUGGAACUGUUAUUAUUGAUGAAGAUGGCGUGUCAACAAUUGCACGAUUUUCUUUUGCUGUGUUUAAGUUCCAAGGUGCUGCCACACAAUUUUAUGUUCACUGCCAAAUUCGCCUUUGCAAUAUACAGACCAGCAUAUGCACUACAUAUUCAAAACAGAAAGGAUCUCCCACUUAG